UUGAGCGAGCAUGAGUGAAAAUUACCAGAGUUUUUAUGUUUGGAAACAAAUCAAACCAGCGAGAGCCCUCCUGCCCUCUCUCGGCGGGAUCGUCUUGGGUUUUCUGAUUUCUCAGUUAACUUCUAACCAGCUCCGCCGUUUAUCUCUUCGCCGCAACUUCGUCAGUCCCUUACUUCAACCCCAAAGCUUUCUCUCUCUCUUUUCCCUGCAUCCUUAAACCAUACGCUGCUGCCUAUCCCCGGACACCGCUCUUUUUGCAUUGCUUUGCUUCCAUUUCAGCUUUUUUACAAUAUAGUCACCUGUAAUUGCCAAAAAUUUUGCCCGCUUCCUCGUUUCAUCACUGUAUCUUGCUCACUGCUUCAUCGCCAUUACUGUCAUCACUGUCACAGUCUUGCUUGUAUCUUAUCCAAAUGCGAACAAUGGAGUGAAUCCACAUUAGGGGAAAACCCCUAAGAAUAUAGAUUGAGAGCGCUUGGCUAUCAAUUUCAAAUCUUCAUAUUUGUUUCAGCUGUCGAACCCUAGAAUUUAGAGGAAAUAGAGAGUGGUAGUUAAUUAAAAAGGAGGCAAGAUGAGGAUUAUGAUAAAAGGUGGUGUGUGGAAGAACACUGAGGAUGAGAUCCUCAAAGCAGCGGUUAUGAAAUAUGGGAAGAAUCAAUGGGCUCGAAUCUCUUCGCUUCUCGUUCGUAAAUCUGCUAAACAGUGUAAAGCUCGCUGGUAUGAGUGGCUUGACCCGUCAAUCAAAAAGACUGAGUGGACCAGAGAAGAAGAUGAGAAGUUGCUUCAUCUUGCUAAGCUCAUGCCAACUCAGUGGAGAACAAUUGCCCCAAUUGUUGGCCGUACACCAUCUCAAUGCCUUGAACGCUAUGAGAAACUUCUUGAUGCAGCCUGUGUUAAGGAUGAGAACUAUGAACCUGGUGAUGACCCACGGAAAUUGCGUCCUGGAGAGAUUGAUCCAAAUCCAGAGUCAAAGCCUGCACGUCCUGAUCCUGUUGAUAUGGAUGAAGAUGAAAAGGAAAUGCUUUCUGAAGCACGAGCUCGGUUAGCCAACACUAGAGGCAAGAAAGCAAAAAGGAAAGCUAGAGAGAAACAGCUUGAAGAGGCUAGGAGGCUUGCAUCCUUGCAGAAAAGGAGAGAACUAAAAGCUGCUGGUAUUGAUACACGGCAACGGAAGAGGAAAAGGAAGGGGAUCGAUUAUAAUGCAGAAAUUCCUUUUGAAAAGAGGCCUCCUCCUGGCUUUUUUGAUGUUACUGAUGAAGAUAGACCCGUGGAACAGCCUAAGUUCCCAACUACCAUUGAAGAACUUGAGGGGAAAAGAAGAGUUGAUGUAGAGGCCCAGUUGAGAAAGCAGGAUAUUGCAAAGAAUAAAAUUGCUCAAAGGCAGGAUGCUCCAUCAGCUAUAUUACAAGCGAACAAGUUGAAUGAUCCAGAAACAGUGAGGAAAAGAUCAAAGCUGAUGCUUCCAGCACCACAGAUUUCAGACCAUGAAUUAGAGGAAAUUGCAAAGAUGGGAUACGCAAGUGAUCUUGCUGGGAAUGAGGAACUAACAGAAGGGAAUGGUGCAACACGUGCUCUUUUGGCAAACUAUGCCCAAACACCACAGCAGGGAAUGACACCAUUGCGAACUCCACAAAGAACUCCUGCUGGUAAGGGUGAUGCUAUUAUGAUGGAAGCAGAAAACUUGGCACGGUUGCGGGAGUCACAGACUCCAUUAUUGGGAGGAGAGAAUCCAGAGUUGCACCCUUCAGAUUUUUCAGGGGUCACACCCAAGAAAAGAGAGAUCCAAACACCAAAUCCAAUGUUGACCCCCUCUGCAACUCCUGGAGGCGUUGGUCUUACUCCUAGAAUUGGCAUGACGCCUUCAAGGGAUGGGUACUCUUUCGGUAUGACACCAAAAGGAACUCCUAUCAGGGAUGAACUCCAUAUAAAUGAAGACAUGGAUUUGCACGAUAGUGCAAAACUUGAGCAACGAAGACAAGCUGAUAUAAGAAGGAACCUGCGGUCUGGUCUUAGUACUCUUCCACAGCCCAAGAAUGAAUAUCAAAUAGUUAUUCAGCCACCUCCAGAAGACCAUGAAGAACCAGAAGAGAAAAUUGAAGAGGAUAUGUCUGAUAGGAUUGCUAGAGAAAGGGCUGAGGAAGAAGCAAGACAGGAGGCUUUGCUUAGGAAGAGAUCGAAAGUACUGCAGAGAGAACUCCCUAGGCCUCCUGCUGCUUCGCUGGAACUGAUUAGAAAUUCUUUGCUGAGAGCUGAUGAAGAUAAGAGUUCCUUUGUUCCGCCUACAUCAAUUGAACUGGCUGAUGAAAUGAUACGGAAGGAGCUGCUUCUCUUACUUGAGCAUGAUAAUGCAAAAUAUCCACUAGAUGAGAAGCAGAAUAAGGAGAAAAAGAAAGGUGCCAAGCAAGCUGCAAAUCGGUCUGCUAUGUUUGUCCCUGUGAUAGAGGAUUUUGAAGAAGAUGAGCUGAAAGAAGCUGAUAAGUUGAUUGAGGAAGAGGUUCAGUAUAUAUGUGUAGCAAUGGGACAUGAAAGUGAAUCUGUUGAUGUGUUUGUUGAUGCACACAGAACAUGUCUAAGUGAUCUGAUGUACUUCCCCACUCGAAAUGCUUAUGGUCUCUCAAGUGUUGCUGGAAAUGUGGAGAAACUGGCAGCCUUACAGAAUGAAUUUGAGAAUGUGAAAGCGAGGCUAGAGGCUGAAAGGGAGAAAGCAUUACGCCUUGAGAAGAAGGUUAAUGUCCUUACACAGGGUUAUCAGACACGGUCAGAGAGGCAGCUAUUGCCGCCAAUUGAGUCAAUUUUAAAGCAGAUGGACACUGCUGGAACAGAACUUGAGUGCUUCCAAGCUUUACAGAAGCAAGAGCAAUUGGCAGCAACACACAGGAUCAAUGGCCUCUGGGAGGAAGUUCAGAAGCAAAAGGAGCUAGAACAAACUUUGCAAAGGCGGUUUGGAAAUCUUGUGGCUGAGCUGGAAAGGAUACAACAUCUUAUUGCUGAUUACAGAACACUAGCAAAGCAACAGGAAGAAAUUGCUGCGAGGAAUUGUGCACUUGAGUUGGCUGAGAGUGCUGCAAAGCAAGCUGCUAUGCAGAACUCAGAGACUUCUGAGCCUAUGCCUUCAGAUGACGUUGGAAGUUCUGCACCAGUUGAUUCAUCUAAACUUGAAAUCUCUGAGCAGCAAAUAAAUGCUGCUCAAGAACAUAUGCAUGCCAGUCUGAAACAGGAGGGUACAAAUGCUGAUUCACAGAACAAGCAUGCACCCAUGGACACAGAUGCAAGCUUAUCUACUGAUGUACCUUCUGUUGUGGAGGAGCUGCAUGCUGCUCGUGUCCCAAAGGCUGAUGAAAAUAACAAAGAUGGAGUUCCUGCAAACUACUUGAUUAACCAAGGAGAUGAUAUUUCUGAUGUGGUGGUUGUAGAGGGAAAUAAGUUGAAAGAGGAAUCUGUUAAUGUAAAUGCUAGUGACAUAAAAAUUAGCACUGAUGUUAUACGGGAUGAUGCAGUUGCUGAAGACCAACAAAUUCUCAUGGAAAUAACAAAACCAGAUGGUGUUGUAACCAAAGGAGGCCUUGGUGAAGAUGAGAGGUCAAAAUCAACUUAUGAUGAAGUGAAUGCUGUCAGUUCUGAAUAGAUGGCUGCUGAUAAGGAUCACCAGAGGGAGUUCCGGAGUUGUAACAUACCUGAAUGAGACGGGAAGUUUAAGACGCGACAAAGCCUUCCUGAUUUGCGACAAUCCCUGAAUUCAAUUGUCUUAUAUGCCCUAAUUUAGUUACUCUUAGUGGGUUAAUAAGGGACUUUUGCGGACUGUUUCCACAAUUGGUCCAUUCUAUGUUUUUGCCAGAACUGGACAUGUAUUGUGUGCCCAUUGUCUUAUGCUGUUUGGGUAAUCGUACGGCGCAAUUGAUGUUAGAUAUAUGUGAAAGAUGGUGUUGCAUAGCA
Messenger RNA from Manihot esculenta (cassava), 3930 nucleotides. RefSeq names its product cell division cycle 5-like protein. NCBI's taxonomy places the organism in Eukaryota, Viridiplantae, Streptophyta, Magnoliopsida, Malpighiales, Euphorbiaceae. Gene Ontology annotation, biological process: mRNA splicing, via spliceosome. Bases 569 to 3622 code for a protein of 1017 amino acids. The transcript has 4 exons. The record is from RefSeq and is a predicted model, not a curated record. Gene Ontology annotation, cellular component: Prp19 complex; spliceosomal complex.